Messenger RNA from Sclerotinia borealis F-4128, 855 nucleotides. The record is from the annotation of a GenBank genome assembly. Lineage: Eukaryota; Fungi; Ascomycota; Leotiomycetes; Helotiales; Sclerotiniaceae.
AUGGAUGCAAAAGUGGCAGAGUCAGCUAUUCCAGUAACCUACAAUGCAUUCUUCUACGGAACUCUCAUGGCACCUGAAGUUCUCCACCGUGUAAUCUACGGUUCUUCCUCACACCCCUCUACCUCUCUAACCAUCGUUCCUGCGCUUCUCCCAGACUAUUGUCGUCACCGCGUCCGCUUCGCCGACUACCCCGCCAUCAUUUCCGAGCCCGGGCACACCGUUCGCGGCACCUACGUCAGCGGUCUCACACCCUCUAACAUGCGAUCUCUGGAUUGGUUCGAAGGAUCUCAAUAUGAACGCAAGGUUGUCACGGUGAAGAUAUUGACUCCUAAAGAUAAGUCGCAUGUACAUGGUAGUAGUGGAAUUAUGGCAGAAGCCAUUGAAACGGGAGAGGAAAAGCAAGCGCAUACGUAUGUAUUUACUGAUCUGAAUGAGCUUGAAAAGGGAGAAUGGGAUUUUGCAUUUUUCAGACGCGAGAAAUUGAGGAAUUGGGCAGACGAGAGUGAAGAGUAUGCCGAAGUUGAUGCGAAUGUCGUCAAAGGCGUUGAGAGCGAAAUUGGUAUCUAUGAAUUUCUAGACCAAAAGGAUUCUACCGGUGGACGAGGUGUUAAAACUGCAAUGGGGAAGGAAUUGAAGGAGUUAUCGGAUAAGAACAGGGAAGAACAAAAGACUUUGGAGGAGAAACAGAGGAUUGCGAAGAAAAAGGAGUUCAAAUGUCAGCUCACUGCCGGACAGAUGGAAUUUCUUGGGUUGAUCAUACUCAUAUGGUUAUGCAUAGGGCUUCGUCUGGCGUAUGCAUAUUGCCCAUUUACAGAGUUCUUAACUUUGCUUGGAUAUCCAAGCAAACUCUUCUAA